AUGGUGCUGCACGAGAGCAGCUCGAGCUCGCUCUCGAGCGUCGCUAUGAACAGGCGCAGCCUCCGCCACAGCAGCAGCGGCGGCGGUCGCAACCGGUACCGCAACAGUAAGAGUAUUCACGACACCGGCAAUGGCAACAACGGCCACAGCCACAGCCACAGCAACAACAGCCACAGCAGCAGCCGUAGCAAUUUCCAGGUCGACGACCCGAACUCUUUUGGCUCCAUGUUGGACCAGUUGCACGCCGAGCAGAAAGGAACGAUCGAAGCACUGACUUGCCAAGUGGACUUCUACCGUCAGCUGGAAGAGCGUGCGCGUCAAGAGCUCGUCACGCUGCGGGACUGUCUGCCGCUGGCCAACGACGCCGAGGGCGCUGCCGCAUCGGUCGCGAAAUUAGCCAGUGAGAACCGCGUGCUGGGCGAAGAGCUGGACGCGCUACGCGCCGAGAAGAGCAGCAGCGACCGGGACUUGGCCCGUCUCGAGCGGCAGAAAAAGGAGCUCGAGCGGCAGCUGCGAGACGCGAAGCACACGCUCGUGGGGUUCUCGCAAGCGAUUGAACAGCUGGAAAUCAAGAUGCAGCGCAAAGAAGCUGAAGUGCAGAUGCGGUGUCUGGAGCUUGAGCACGAGGUAGACGACUUGAAGCGCGAGUGUGGGCAGCUGCGACAAGACAAGACAGCGAUGCGGCAGCAGCUGGAGAACCUCCAGACAGCGAGCGACGAGAACUCGAGGCUGCGCACAGAGCUGCAAAUGCUGUUGCAGCAAAGUGCAGACCGCCAUUGGAAUCCACACAUUGGCAGCAGCUCACGCUUUUCAUCCGAGAUCAACAGCAUUCGGGAUAAAUUUAGUAGCUUGGACGAUGAUAAGCGCAGACUCGAAGCUGAGAUCCAGGAGAUGCAGCGGAAGCUGGAUGCACGUGCUGUUGAAGUGUCAGCGGCACAACUAGAAGCUGAACGAAAGAAUAGUGAAGUGAAGGAGAUGCAGCUGAAACUAGACAACGCGAAUAGUGUGUUGACGCUUCGAGAACAGCUGCUUGCAUCGGACGAUAGCACGAAGAAGGAGAUUGAAACACAACGACAGGAGCUGAUGACACUAGUGUCGACGCUGCAGUGUGAGAAAAGCGACCUGCAACGUGAGAUCGCAAGCUUGCACCGAGACCAAGAAAUCGCUAAGGCUGAAUUGCACACUGCCAAAUCACGGCUGGCCACGAAAGACCACACUGUAGUUGUAUCGACGCUGCGCAGUGAAGUUGCUUCGCUGAAAGAGCGGCUGCGCAAUGAGUUCAUGCACGAGAAGGACAGUUUGAAAUCCGAUGCACAGUCUCUGACGCAGGAGAUCAGGCUGUUGCGAGGGCGCUUGGCGGAGAAAGACCGUGCUGCUCGCAGUCUGCAAGACGAAAUCUUUCGAAAGGAUGAAAAGCAAAAGCAGACGGAAUACGAUAUACGGCAGUUGCGAGAGCAGAUCACUCGACUGGAAGGUGAGCUUGGUCAAUCCCGAACCAAGUACGAGCAACUUCAGCAAUGCCGGACAGCGUUAGCAGAGCAGCUUGAUGUCGGAUUCAAGGAGUUGUUGAACGACGAAGAUAGUGCAGCGUCGGCGCGCGAAGAGGUCGAGAAGCUGCGCAGCGACCUGAGUCGAACGAAAAAAGAUUGCCACGCUCUAGAAACUGAACGACAAAUGCUGACGGAGGAGCUCAAACGCGCUGAUCGCACCAACCAGGAGGCAAUGACGCACCAAAAGGAGAAGAUUGACGACUUGUACCGUCAACUGAUCGAGAAAGAAGCAAUGAUUACGUCGUUGGAGAGCGCUCGGCGUCAAGUAGCGUUGCUACAACAAGAGAAGGAGUCGUGGGAGGGUGAUGUGACUGAUGUUCGCUUGCGCUGUGAAAGUCGAGUGGAAACGGAAGUGCGAAAAGCCGAUGGUCUUCGCUCUCGGAUCGAGCAGCUGGAAAAGGACAAACUGUCUUUGAGACAGGAAAUCGAUACGCUUGAAGACAAGUGCGCGAAUUGGAAAGAACGAGCGCAUGUAGCCGAGCGGUCUAUUCGCCAGAAAGACGAAGAACUCGAAGGGCUCAAGCAGGACCUCUCGCGCCUCGAGAAUGAAAUCAUUGACGCCACUACGCGCGUCGACAAAGGAAAAGAGGAGAUUACAACUCGCGAGCGGAAGCUGCUGAAGGAGCGAAAAAAGAUGGAGCGCGAGAUGGGUUUGCUCGUGGACCGCAUCGAGAGUGCUAACCAGCGGAAUUUCGACCUAGGUGAGAAGGUGAUUGCGCUUGCGCAGCAGUCCAAGGUCGACCAAACGGAUUUGGUGGCAUUGAGUUCCCAGGUGAAGAGUUACAGGAAACAAGUCAAGGGGUUGGAAACACAGCUUGGACAGAUUCAGCGUCGCAACGGCAUGGAAUCCGACACCAUUGACGACUUUCAGCGGAAGUUGAGUGAUCUGAUGUGCUUGAAGGACAGCUACCAAGUCGAGAUCAGCAAUCUUCGGCAGAAGCUGAGCCACGUGCAAAAGGACAGCAGUACGGCUGCGCAACAGCGUGACGAGGCUGUAGAGCGAGUACGUCUUCUGAUGCAGUGCCAGGAUGAUAGGAAGGCGACAGCAGAGGAUCACACGACGGAGCUGAUUGAGGAGAUCGAGGGGUUGCAGCACCAGAUGGAUAGUGAGCGCAAGCGCUGUGCUGUGCUGCUGGCCAACGAGAAGACAUUGUUGCGCGAUCUCCAAGAGCGGAACACCGUCAUUGCAAAGCUGCAGCGCACCGUCUCAGCGCUUCAGUAUCAAGCUCGGGACAAGUUUGACAGCGAUCAAUCCAGCAGCUCGGGCUCCAGUCGCAGGCGGCGCUCUCGAGGCAGCAGCGGCGCUGGCACCCCGGUAGCCAGUAGCAACGAGUCUACGGUCCCUACGACGAAUUCGCUGUCCCCGGAUGUUUACCACCACGGCCAUUCCCAGCAACAACAACAGCAGCAACAACAACAACAACAACCCAAGCAACAACAACCCAAGCAACCUCAGCACCAGCUUCUACCGAGCUUCGCAGCAAGCAGCGAGCUGAACACGACGCCGGAAAAAGAGAUGGACCGUCUAUUGAGCAACCUCGAGCGCAUCUCGUGCUUUUCAGCACAGGGGCAGCACCAGUCGCUUCGGUGA
This is a messenger RNA of Hyaloperonospora brassicae, 3141 nucleotides long. The record is from the annotation of a GenBank genome assembly. Lineage: Eukaryota; Oomycota; Peronosporomycetes; Peronosporales; Peronosporaceae.